CCUUGUAGGGCGGUGGCGCGCACUUCACUUGUUUCACACGAUCCUCAGUGCUCGGCACACGGGCACCACUCGCUCUGCUCACCGCCUCAGCGCUCCGCUCCUCGCACGACCACAACAUGAGCCGGCUGCCCCUCCUCGUUUGCCUCGCGGGCUGCGUCGUCUCGCUGGUAUCGUCGCUGCCCCUGGCGCCGGAACAGCAGGAAGUGGUGCAGCUGCCGCUGGAUAUACAGGAGGCGUUGGCCAAGCUGCAGCUGGCGGAGCAGUCGUACGAGGAAGAGACGCCGCGGGACAAGAGGACCAUCGGCGUGCUGCGCCAGCUCUUCCCCGGGCUGUCCCAGAUAAUCGAUAGGAAAAUCCAAAUGAUCACUCAGUACUUAUUCCGAGUAAUCGGUCGGCUGGUGCUGAGAGGUGGUCUGCUGGGAGGCGGCAACCGCAGUGGCGGAGGCUCCUCAGGCGAUGGGGGCAGCAGGCGCAUCAGCAUUACAUUGCCAACAUACCCGCCCUUCGAGGAGGAAGAGGGCGAGGACACUGAACAACCAGGCACCGAGUCAUCUGACGUCGAAGAGCUCACCUCCCCCCCGACGGAAUUAAAUCCUGAAGAGAAUCAGCUGUCUGGGGCAGAAUCCCAGCAGAGUGAAGUUCGUGUCCAGUAUGGUGAGGACCAAGAACUGGCAGCAAGUGGAGGCAACAGUGCACCCAGUGACAAUGCUGCACCUGCACCUGCAGCUGAUGCAGAUUCUGAGGAGGCUGACCGCAACAAACGGUUGAUCAACUUUGGGUUUGGAGCUUCUGCUGGCACUGGAGGCUCAGGUGGCGGAUCUGGAAACUUCCUCUUUGAUAUCAUUCGGAGGACCGCCGACCGUGCAGCGCGUGCAGCAGGCACGGUAUACCGUGUUGUGGCUGGUACUGAAAGCCUAGGGCUGGGUGUUGCUACUGGGACGAAAACCACCACCAGCUCCCGCACCAAUCAGACGACUGUCACUAGCCUCACCACCAACAAUGCUACUCCCCGUGCGCUGGUCGCUGGCAGUGGCAACACGGAGCCAAGUGGAGAAUCUGCAAGUGCCAGUGCAGGAGCUUCAGCAGAUGCUGGUGUUGUAAGAGAUGAUGGAUACCAAGCAGGUGUCCCUGGACCAAUCACACGGUUGUUUAUCAUUGCCAACCGUGGCAUUGCCAAUCUCAUGCAGGACCUGAUCUUGCGCCUGGCUCAGACAAGUGAGAGGAUAGUGAACUUCAAGGCCCGCCUGAUCACCUCCAUUAUUUAAAGAGAAACUGUUCGUUCCUGGUACAAGGAUCAUACCUUUAUGACUCUAUCCUCAUGAAAAGUGUUAUAAUUAAAGCACAGGCAUCUUGUAGAUGGAUUCUGCAGCAAACUGGACACAUGUUCUUCUUCCUUUGACAACGUGGACAUCAUAAUUUCAUGAUACAGAGAACAGAGCAUAUGUUUAGGUCAGCUGAUCAUGGGUUCAGAUCUGUUGCAUUAUUGUCACACAGUACGUGUUGUGUGAGAGACUGAAUGGCCACUGGCCUGCUACCAUUCCUCUAAAUACCGAUGUGACUAACAGAAGCAUAUAGAGGUAUAUUCAGCUAGUCAGUGGCACUUUCUUCUACAUGUUUGCUUGUGCUUUAAUUUGAUCUACAGUCUAUGUAAACUAUCAACCAUUUCAAUAGUUACCAUUGAAAUACUCGAGUGAAUUACUGUAUAUAACAGUGGAGAAAUUGAAAGUUACUGACAAUGGCAGUAUUGCUACAUUAUUUAAACAGUGACAAUUGUAUUAGAUUUGUUUUGUAUAGUAUCUGUGUAAUCGUAUGAACUGAAAUUUAUUAUAUUUUAUGUGAAAAUGCAUUCAAUGAGUAUUUUAUAAUUGGUUUAGAUUGAAUGUUUUAUUGAUGAGGCAUCACCUACACAGCAAUCUGUAAAAA
Molecule: messenger RNA, 1923 nt
Organism: Schistocerca piceifrons (Central American locust)
Lineage: Eukaryota; Metazoa; Arthropoda; Insecta; Orthoptera; Acrididae
Product: putative lysozyme-like protein
Exons: 8
Coding region: 117-1265 (382 amino acids)
Source: RefSeq, a predicted model, not a curated record